AUGAGGAACUUCCACAGCGCCCUGCUGGCUGUCCUGCUCAGCUUGACCUUUGGCAAUGUCCAGGCUUUCUGGCGUAUGCGCUGUGGUACCGUUCAAGUUGGAAGAGUUGAUCCAAUCAUCUCCCCUGGUGGUGUCGCAGGUCACUCUCACACCAUUGCCGGACCGAACAACAUCAACACCACCUCGACUUUCAACGAUCUUCAGGCGGCUUUCUGCACCUCAUGCGAAGUCCAAUCCGACAAGAGCGCUUACUGGACCCCUAGCCUGUACUACCGGUACCGCAACGGGUCAUUCAUCGAGGUUCCCCACGAUGGUACUGUCGCUUACUACUUGGAUCGCGGUGUCGAUAUACCCAACAUGAAACCAUUCCCACCUGGUUUCCGUGUGCUCUCGGGAGAUGCUGCAGCCAGAGCCUUUGAUCCCAAUACUCUGACCUGGGGAAACAGGACUUACGGCCCUACACCCAUAUCCAACAGAGUAAGCUUCGCAUGUCUCGACAGCAGUGGUCCUAUGCCGGAAACUCCAGGUCUGAACGUUACUUCGUGCGACCAAGGUCUGCGCGCACAAGUCCACUUCCAAAGUUGUUGGGACGGUGUCAAUCUCUACAAGCCAGACCAGAGCCACGUGGCCUACCUGUCCGGUAUGGAUAAUGGUGUCUGUCCACCUGGGUAUCCAGUGCUCCUGCCUCAUAUUUUCCUCGAGAUUAUUUACUUCCCCAACACCGUUGCGAAAAAUGACGGAGGAAUGUUCGUCUUCUCCCAGGGCGACACUACAGGCUACGGCUUUCACGGCGAUUUCCUCAACGGUUGGGAUCCUCAAGUCCAGGAGGCUGCCAUCAAACAAUGCAUGGGAGCUAAUGCGACCAACAACGGAGCAAUCGGUGCUUGUCCGCCACUUGCAGCCUCUGAAGAUCCGUAUUUCAACCAGAAUUGCCCUGAACAGCCAGCUGUAAUCAACGAGAAAGUACAUGGCCUGAUUUCAGUCCUGCCAGGCUGUAACCCACCGACUGGCGGUCCUCAACGUGCUUCGCAAAACAUUUGCCCCGUCCAACCAACCGUCAACAACGUCGACAAUCAGGACUACAAAAACCGCUCCGUCGCAGCUGUUGGUGACAAGGUCGGCACAUGGCAAUACAUGGGCUGCGCGCUCGACAACUCCACGCCCCGCCCACUCGUAGGAAGCUCAUAUUAUGACAACACCAAUAUGACCAUCGAAUCAUGCACGGCCUUCUGUAAAAAGAAUGGCUACGCCAUGGCGGGCAUGGAAGCUUCGACGCAGUGCUUCUGCGGCAAUGCCCAGAAUCAACUCCUCCAGGAUCCCUUGACGUGCGCGAGCAAGAAUUACUAUGUCUGCUCUGGCAACUUGUUCAAGUAUUGUGGUGGCCAGCAGCUCAUGCAGAUCUGGAAUGACACGACAUACUCCGGACCAUCGCUCAAGGGGCUUCCUGUGGCAGGCCAGUCGAGGCUGCCUCUCCUUGACGGCAGCACCGCGACAUACCAGGGUUGUUUCGUCGAAGGGGUCGGCGCAAAAGCACUGCCUGGCGCGAAAUACUCGAACAGCACUGGUAUGUCGCUGGAAAACUGCGCGGCCUUUUGCCAGAAAGGGCAAUAUACGCUUUUCGGAACAGAGUAUGCGCAAGAAUGCUACUGCGGCAACACCAUCUCGACGUCUCAAGUCCUCCAAAACAACUGUUCCGCCAUCUGCACCGGCGACAACACCGAAUUCUGUGGCGGCAACUCACGUAUCUCCGUCUGGGCGUUAUCCAACUACGUUCCACCUACAACAACAGGGGGCACAUCGUCCGCCAGUACCACACCCACUCCACAGCCGCAAGCGACAGGCAUAACAUACCUGAACUGCGUCAGCGAGACCUCGCCCAACCGCGCGCUCAACGCGAGUUACACUUCCGGGUCUAGCAUGACCAUUGACCAAUGCGCACUGACCGCGCAAGCCCUGAACUUAGCAUAUUUCGGCCUCGAGUACUCAACCCAAUGUCUGGCGGGCAGCGUGCUAAACUCGGCCUCGACGGUGCUCGCUAGCAACAAAUGCAACAUGGCCUGCGCGGGGAACAGCACGCAGACAUGCGGCGGGCCCAAUGCGAUCAGUCUGUACAACAACACACUGUACGUCAAGCCGACGAACCCGAACCCAGUGAAUGUGCCCAACCAGUCCGGCAGCCAGUACGGCUACGUCGGAUGCUACAGCGAGCCUUCGGGCGCCAGGGCACUGGGAUCCACUGCACAAUUCGGCAGCAGCGCCCCGACGAUAACGAGUCUGACAGUCGAGCUGUGCGCGGCGUACUGUUUCGCCAAGGGGUACGCGUGGAUGGGCGUGGAGAACGGGAACCAGUGCUUUUGUAACGGCGCGGGCGUCAUCAAUGGCGCCGUGCUGUCGCCGGGCGGCGAUGCCGAUUGCAAUGUGGGCUGUCAGGGCAAUUACAGAGAGAAUUGCGGUGGUAAUGCGAAGAUCAAUGUCUAUCAUUUGAUCAGUGGAAGUAAGAGAAGGGCCAGGAGGACUUGGUGAAGUGGUUCACCCUGUCUUCGAGGAGAUGCAUUGUCGGGGAGAAGAAGAUAUCAUACGAUGUGGACAUGAGACUCGCGAGGCUGGAGGGAGCCAGGGUGGUGGUACACUGGCGCAGAGAGAGACUGGUACAGUACUUUGCUUUCUGUCCACUAUUGACUACUAGUAUUCUUGUCUGCA
This is a messenger RNA of Exophiala xenobiotica, 2700 nucleotides long. RefSeq lists its product as uncharacterized. The transcript is spliced from 3 exons. The coding region runs from base 1 to 2523 and encodes 840 amino acids. Lineage: Eukaryota; Fungi; Ascomycota; Eurotiomycetes; Chaetothyriales; Herpotrichiellaceae. The record is from RefSeq and is a predicted model, not a curated record.